CCCCGCAGGGCGGCCAUGGCGGCGUUCUGGCAGCAGCGGGGCCGGCGGCAGGAGCACGGCGGGCUGGGCGGUCUCAUCGACGGGCUGGGCAGCGUGUUCGAUGUGCUGCUGGCCAACGCCAGGCUGGUGCUGGGCGUGAGCGGCGCGGCCGUGCUGGCCAUCGCCACGCUGGCCGUCAAGAGGCUGAUCGACCGAGCCACCAGCCCUCGGGAUGAAGGUGAUCCCAAAGCCGAGCAGAAGACCCUGGAGGAGACCUGGCAGGACUUGGCCUUGAUCAAGACUACACCAAAGCCCCCCAAGAAGCAGAGAAGGGAAGACCUCAGCGAGCCCCUGCUCUCCCCAGCUCGGCCACUGGUGCCAGAUCCCAGGGCAUGCUUUGCCUCUGUGGGGGCUCCUCGGGUGAAGCCCAGCCCUCUGCCCUGCCUCACGCUGCAGGAGAAGCUCCUCUCACACCACAGCAGCCGUCUGGCCGUGCCCGAGAUCCAGGUGUCCCUCGUCCCUCAGCUGGCCAGGAGCAUCAGCACCCAACUGCAGAACUUCCUGCGGAGCAAGUGCCCAGAGCUGCCCUUCGGCCGCCUCUUCCUCAGCGGAGCCCUCCUGGACGGCCUGGAGGUCCUGGCAGCCGACCACAUCCACCUCAUGCUGCCCGUGGUCCUCGAUGCCGGGCUCUGGAGCCUCAUCCCGGGAGAGGACACCGUGGUGAGGAACCCCCAGUACUGGAUGAUCAAGAGGGUCGACCUGGGGUAUUUCCCCCGUGGGUGCAGCCCCUGGGACAGGUUUAUGGUGGGCCGGUACCUCUCCUCCAACGUGCUCAACGAGACCCUCCACAAGAUGCUGGUGGCCUCCAUCAACUGGCCUGCCAUCGGCGGCCUGCUGGGGUGUGUCAUCCACCCCGUCGUGGCCUCCCGGGAGCUGAAGCUGGAGGUCAAACACGAUCAGGUCGAGCUGAGCAUCACCCUCUUCCCAGUGGUGGAAAUGGAGGACAAGGUUCUUCUGGCUGUUCCUCCUGAGGGACUGGUGGAAAACCUCUGGCUCGAGAGCUUUUACAGGGCAGAGGUCUCGAAGGUGAAGGAGCUGGAUGCCGGCGACUCCGGGGCUCGGCAGCGCUGCCUCCGCAUCCUGAACGGUGUCUGCAGGAGCCACCCCACCCUGCACAAACUGGGGGGCAGUCCUGUGACCCACGUCAUCCUGCACCUCAGUGACUCCGGCUCCGACUGGGCAGAGGAAAGCCUGGCUGACAGGUUCCAGCAGGUGCUCGAGGAGCUGGUGGCCUACCUGGAGAAAGGGGUCCUGCCUUCCUAUUUCAACCCCAAAAUCAACCUGUUCUCCGGGCUGUUGGAAGAGGAAAUCGAUGAGAUGGGCUUUGUGCUCUACAGGGCCAUGUCUGAGCCAGAGCUCCUGCUGGAGUGACCAGUGCGUCGGGAGCUCCUGGAUGUGGGAUGUUCCUCACCCGCCUGCUGCUCCCUGCUGUGAGGGCUGCCAUGCUUCUAGUUGACUAGUCAGUAAGAGGCAAAGUUCUUGCACUACAUGACAAAAAAAAAAAAAAUGGUUCCUGUGUGAAUAAAACGGGCCUGAGCAGAGGUGGGUGUUGGCAGAAGGAGCCUUUGGCUGGGAGGCUCUGCCAAACCCGGGGCGAGGGCAGCCCGAACCUGGAGUACCCACAGGUGAGUCCCGUGUGCUGGGAGCCAAGGGAAGCAUGUUUACUCUCUGGUUCCCAGUGUCCUCUGCCUGUCCCAGCUGUCAGGCUCCCCUCGUGCUCCCAGACCAGCUGGAGGGGAGCAGCUCCUUCCUGCUGCUCUGUCCUGCAGGCCCCUCAGGUGCAGUGCCCUGGGUGGGUCCUUUCACCAGCACUUGGUCUUACUGUGCCAGCACUUGGGACAGGGUGGCAGAGCCUCACCUGCCUGUAGGAUGUUGCCAAUCCAAAAUAUGCCCUGUGGAUGACCUGGGUGGUUGUCUGGGCACUGGGUGGUAUGGCCAUAGCAAAUGGGGCUGGGGGUUUAUUCCUUGGAAACCCUUUCAGCUGCCAAAAGGAGUGAGCUCAGCUCUACCUCUUUGUUCCCCCCGAGGAAGGGGUUUGCUUCCAGCACGGAGCUGGGGCUUCAUGGCUCUUUUCCCACGCAGUGUUUUGCUGGAAGAUGUCCUGAAAAAGAGCUGCUGGCUCUGGGGAGGCUCCUGGUGUCAGUCCCUUGGAGGCUGCAGCAGGGCUGUGUCCCCUCCCCGGUG
Messenger RNA from Corapipo altera (White-ruffed manakin), 2223 nucleotides. RefSeq names its product mitochondrial elongation factor 2 (gene MIEF2). Gene Ontology annotation, biological process: mitochondrion organization; positive regulation of mitochondrial fission. Lineage: Eukaryota; Metazoa; Chordata; Aves; Passeriformes; Pipridae. The record is from RefSeq and is a predicted model, not a curated record. Bases 16 to 1410 code for a protein of 464 amino acids. Gene Ontology annotation, cellular component: mitochondrial outer membrane. The transcript is spliced from 3 exons.